Molecule: messenger RNA, 2022 nt
Organism: Toxotes jaculatrix (banded archerfish)
Lineage: Eukaryota; Metazoa; Chordata; Actinopteri; Toxotidae
Product: haptoglobin
Exons: 4
Coding region: 113-1087 (324 amino acids)
Biological process (GO): proteolysis
Molecular function (GO): serine-type endopeptidase activity
Source: RefSeq, a predicted model, not a curated record
AGCGUUUUUGUGCUGAGCAGGAAUUUCCAGAACUCUCAGCAAAUAUAAAUACUUGCGGCUCCAAACCACACAACACGUUCAACAGCAGAGAUUAUAACCAUCACUGCAGAAGAUGAAUAUUAUCAACAAAAUGUGGUCUUCUCUGAUUGUGCUCAUCCUGGCUGCACUGGCCUGUCUGGCAGAUGUGUCUCACACUGAAGAAACGAUGAAACACUCUGCAUCAGCCUCCAGGUUCGCAUCAUUGCGUUCCAGGCGAAUGGUGGGGGGGAUCCUGGCCCCUCAUGUCCCCUGGCAGGCCAUGGUCUACAUUGCUGACAGUGUGCUGGACGGAGGCUACGCAAGUGGUGCUCUCAUCUCUGACCGCUGGGUUUUGACAGCUGGCAGGAACCUUUUUGUCAAUAAGAGUCGAGCAGACAAUCAGGGAAAAGAUCCUGUGAUCCCUAAAGUGUACCUGGGAAUCUCACGACGGGCGGAAGCUAAUACCUCCAAAGAGGUCGCAGUAGAGAAGGUUGUUCUCCAUCCAGGCUUCCAGAACAGUUCUGACUGGGAUAAUGACCUGGCUCUGAUCCAGCUGAAGGAGCCCGUGGUUAUGAGCGAUAAAGUGACCCCCAUCCCCUUGCCUGAGAGAGGCCAGGACCUGGCCGACACCGUGGGUGGGUCAGGGGUCAUCGCUGGCUGGGGCUGGGGGAUCAAUUUAACCCCUUCUGCAUUACUCAAAUACCUCAUACUCCCCCUGGCCAAUCAUUCUGCCUGUAAAGCCGAAUAUCAACGUAUCCGUUUCACACCAGAUGUAGACGACAACAUGUUCUGCACAGGAGCUACGAAGAAUGAGGAGAAUGUUUGUUUUGGUGAUGCAGGAGGCGCUCUGGCUGUCACAGACGCUGAAACUGGAGACAUUUACACUGCAGGGAUCCUUUCCUAUGACAAGUCCUGCAGCAGGUACAAGUAUGGAGUCUAUAUGAAGAUUUCCUCAUAUUUACCCUGGAUCCACAGUGUCAUGAGGGGAGACACAGAGAAAUCAUCUGCUCUGCGCUCUGAUGCAAUGUCUAAGAUGUACUCCUGGCAGGCUUCGAGCUUCAGGCACUGAUAUUUUGAUUUUGUAGAGAAACACAUUUAAGUGUGUUGACUCAGUGCAUUUUAUUAAAUGCUUGUAAUGUAACCAUUGCUGUGUUCUGUCUCUCAAAUGUUGUGAUUGACAGAGGUGAAAAAAGGUAUGGUAAUUGGAUGAAUUCUACUUACUACUACUUUCAGUAUUUGCAGUUCUUCUUGUUUGCUUCAUACACACAGUUUGUCCUCAGUUGUUGCAUCAGAUGACCAAAAACAACUAAUGUCUACAUUUUGGUGGCCACAGGAAUUUUGACUUGACAUUUUUUGUGUGUACAAGAGAGUGCAACAUGUCUUUUAGGAAAGACUUAAAGUGUUUGCCUUUAUCCUCAUAUUUAAUCGAUUCCCACGUCACGUGGCUGUUUGGAACAGCUAAAUACAGACUAGUUUAGCUUUUUGAGCAUGUGGCAUCAUUUAGUUUGCAGAAGUAAGAGGUUGGGGUUGGAUGAGUCAACAAAAUAUUGGACUUUGACACAGUAAACUGCAGCUUUCUCAUUAACUACUGACAAUCAAUGUUGUUUCCUCAUAACCAUAACCGUGAUCUUUCCUUAACCUUCAGCAAGUAAACAGGCCACAUUUUUCACAAACACCACCCAAGUCAUUUUUAUGCCUAAACCUGACCAAAUCUCCACCAUAGGUUUUUCGGAUUACAAAAUAUUUUUAUUUGUGCAAGCAUUUCAGAGGUGACUGACAAGAAAUGUUGUCCUGCUAAAAGAGGCAUCAGAUAAGAGCAUGUGUCGAUCUCGGGGACAAAAAUAUGUUUUGUUGAUUAAUUUUGUACACUGCUGUGCUCCCAUGUUAGGUUUCACUAACAGUUAAUUUUGAAAAGAGAACAUGAGAGCUUCCAAGGUUGAGGCUACUUUUCAUCAUGUGCAGUCAUCAGUGUGAAAGCUAGUUGAAUAAAAGUGAAUAACACAA